Closterium sp. Naga37s-1 is the source of this 1317-nucleotide messenger RNA. Lineage: Eukaryota; Viridiplantae; Streptophyta; Zygnematophyceae; Desmidiales; Closteriaceae. The record is from the annotation of a GenBank genome assembly.
AUGAUCAGGGUGCUGCCGACGUGGGCGGCCAAGGCGUGGAACCCGCUAGGUACGGGCCCUUCGCAGACGCUGUGGAGGUUUCUGCUCUUGAAGGUGCUCAUGCUACUCUCCCACCACUCUCUCCUGCGCGGUCAAAGCAUCCGCGAGAUCACGCUCCCCGACAUAUUCUUGUACCGACUGGCGAGCACCUCGUCGGUGAACCCGGAGAACCAGCCGAUCGGCCAGUUUCACGGCGUCCGCCUCAUUCCGCCGGUGGACACCAGCACACGCGCGAGCUGGUACAAGAAUCACCUCUUCUUCGCCAAAAACGACACCGACCAAGGGGAGCUCUCCGUGGCAAGCCACCAACACUGGGCGCGGCAGUUGUGGGACAAGAACGGGGUGUUCUGCAAGAGGAACGUGCACGCCGCUCGAGCGAGAGGGGCCCAGGAGCUGGCCAUCGACGGCACGCCGCGCGCCGAGAUCGCGGAGCUGGGUCACUGGGCGCUCGACAAGAUGACGCGAGCGUACAUCACCACCAUUCCGGUGGGGGUGGUGAUGAAGAAGACCGGUUACUCUGGUUACAAGCAGGACUACUUCUUGGGUCGGAGCAGGGUAGAGCCCUCCGAGAAGCUCCUGAAGCUCCUCGCCGAGCACAUCUUCCCCGGCGUCGACGACAUGCUGAAGACGGCGGAAGGGAAGGCUGCCAAUGGGUCCGACGCCGACAAAGCCGCGGUGCACUUCUGGCGCACACUCCAGAUGCUGCGCCGCAUCGUCGCCGAGGACCUAGCGGUGAAGCUGGUCCGCACACCAUGGCACCCGUACGUCCAAGGCUCCAUGCUCUGCCGGAUCCCCCUCUUCCAGCACUGGGCGAAAUGGGUCGAGAGGGUCGACACCGAGACGAUCAACAAGCGUCGGGACCCAACCCAAAUUCAGGCAGAGAGCGCUCGGCUGGCGACAUUGCUCAAUGCGGAGCAGGCUCGGCUGGACAGGUUUUUUGUUGGGUUUAGUGGACUCGUCGACCACGUGAAAGGGUUGGCCGAGCAGGUCGACGACACCGAGAAGUAUGCGGCGGAACAGCUGCGAAACGCGACGGCGGCCAUGUCGGAGACCAUCACGGGCAACAUCACCGGCAGCUUCGACGAAGCGUGGAAGGCGAUGAAGACCUUCGCGGAACAGGCGUCGGCGUGGUUGGAGGACUUCGACAACCCGGAGGGUCGUGUGGCAUAUGCACGCGCGAGAGCGAUCUACGCCAUGGCCGAACACGUAACUGGGGAGGUGGGCGAAGCGAAGCGGGGAUUGGAGCUGUACAUCACGACGCAACUAUCCGCCGCGUAG